Messenger RNA from Emys orbicularis (European pond turtle), 576 nucleotides. RefSeq names its product interleukin-36 receptor antagonist protein-like. Gene Ontology annotation, molecular function: cytokine activity; interleukin-1 receptor binding. The coding region runs from base 1 to 576 and encodes 191 amino acids. Gene Ontology annotation, biological process: positive regulation of gene expression; cytokine-mediated signaling pathway; cellular response to lipopolysaccharide. The transcript is spliced from 4 exons. The record is from RefSeq and is a predicted model, not a curated record. Lineage: Eukaryota; Metazoa; Chordata; Testudines; Emydidae.
AUGACAGGCACCGGGCACACGACCCCAGCACGGCCGGGAGCUGGGAGGACGCCAGGAUCCUAUUCCCAGCCCGGCAACAGCAACCUGGUGAAUCUGUUCAAUGAGUUCUUUAAACAGAGACCUACCAUCAUGGCCGUGCCAGGGCCCAGCCUCUUCACCCUACGCGACACCAGCCAGAAAGUUGUCCGCUACCACCACAACCGCCUCGUGGCCUCCCCCCAGACCGCCAACGCCCCCCCAGAGAAGAUCAGCGUGGUGCCCAACCAGUUCAUGGACCCCAGCCAUUUCCCCAUCAUUAUGGGCAUCAAUGGAGGGACUCGCUGUCUGUCCUGCGGCACUUCGGCCCAGCCCACCCUCAUGCUGGAGGACAAGAAAAUCAUGGACUUGUACCAGAACAGCCGGGAAGCCAAGCGUUUCACCUUUACCUGCUCUGCCACCGGCAGCACGCUCCGCUUCGAGUCGGUCGCCUUCCCGGGCUGGUACCUGAGCACGUCCCCCAGAAACGACCAGCCCCUCCGGGUGACCAACCGACUCGGGGAGGCCGAAAUCACCAACUUCUACUUUAAGAAAGUUUAA